Messenger RNA from Lepisosteus oculatus (spotted gar), 3761 nucleotides. RefSeq names its product sterol carrier protein 2a (gene scp2a). Gene Ontology annotation, molecular function: acyltransferase activity, transferring groups other than amino-acyl groups. Lineage: Eukaryota; Metazoa; Chordata; Actinopteri; Semionotiformes; Lepisosteidae. The record is from RefSeq and is a predicted model, not a curated record.
CUGGCUUUGGCUGUGCACUGUCUGCCGUGGAAAGCUGCCGUUUGUAGGCUGUGGAAAGAUGGCUCCUCAGAAACGCAGAGUGUUUGUUGUGGGAGUGGGUAUGUCCAAGUUUGAGAAGCCGGGGGCAAGAGAGGAGUUUGAUUACCCUGACAUGGCAAAAGAAGCGGGUCAGAAAGCCCUUGCCGAUGCUGGGAUCUCUUAUUCUGCCGUGGAGCAGGCUUGUGUUGGCUAUGUGUAUGGGGACUCCACCUGUGGACAGCGUGCCAUCUACCACGGUUUGGGGCUGUCGGGCAUCCCCAUUGUCAAUGUCAACAACAACUGCUCCACAGGGUCCACCGCACUGUUCCUGGCACGCCAGCUGGUGCAGGGAGGCUUGGCUGACUGUGUCCUUGCUCUGGGAUUUGAGAAGAUGGAGAGAGGCUCCCUGUCGUCCAAGUACAUGGACCGGACCAACCCUAUUGACAAGCACAUGGAGGUGAUGAUCAAUCAGUAUGGCCUGGCAGCUGCCCCCGCCGCCCCCCAAAUGUUUGGCAAUGCUGGUCAGGAGCACAUGGAGAAAUACGGCACCAAGCCCGAGCAUUUUGCCAAAAUCGCUUGGAAGAACCACAAACAUUCCAUCAACAACCCGUACUCUCAGUUCCAAGAAGAAUACACUCUGGAUCAAGUGCUGAAGUCUCGGAAGGUCUUUAGAUUCCUUACUCUGCUGCAGUGCUGCCCCACCUCUGACGGCGCGGGAGCUGCAGUGCUGGCCAGUGAAGACUUUGUGAGGAGACAUGGCCUGGAGCAAAAGGCGGUGGAGAUCCUGUCUCAGGAGCUGGUGACUGACUUUGCCAGCACCUUUCAGGACAACAGCUGCAUUAAAAUGGUGGGGUAUGACAUGACCAAGGAGGCAGCGAGGCGAUGCUUCCAGGCGGCCAGCUUGCGGCCCGAAGAUGUUGAUGUCAUUGAGCUGCACGACUGCUUCUCUGCAAAUGAGCUGAUCACCUAUGAAGCCCUGGGGCUGUGUCCAGAAGGGAAGGCUGGAGAGCUGAUUGACAGAGGAGACAACACCUAUGGGGGAAAGUGGGUAGUUAAUCCCAGUGGAGGCCUCAUCUCAAAGGGACACCCUUUAGGGGCCACAGGUCUGGCACAGUGUGCUGAGCUCUGUUGGCAGCUCAGAGGGGAAGCUGGGAAGAGGCAAGUUCCGGGUGCAAAGGUUGCAUUGCAGCACAACAUCGGUAUCGGUGGAGCUGUGGUAGUAACUCUGUACAGAAUGGGUUUUCCUCAGGUUACAAGAGCGCAGAGGAUCCAGGCAGUGCACACCAGUGCGGCAGGUGGACUGGAGGGGUUCAAGGCUUAUGCUGUUUUCAAGGAGAUUGAGAAGAAACUGGAAGAGGAAGGAGAGCAGUUUGUGAAGAAGAUCGGGGGGGUGUUCGCAUUCAAGGUGAGGGAUGGGCCUGCAGGCAACGAGGCCACCUGGAUCGUGGAUGUGAAGAAUGGCAAAGGCUCCGUGGACACUGACACAGCUAAGAAAGCAGACUGUACCAUUACAAUGUCUGACAGUGAUUUGCUGUCAUUGAUGACUGGGAAGAUGAACCCUCAGACUGCCUUCUUCCAAGGAAAGCUGAAGAUAACGGGGAACAUGGGUAUGGCCAUGAAACUUCAGAAUCUGCAGCUCCAACCUGGAAAAGCAAAGCUGUAAUGGAAUCCUUCAGAGUCCUGUUUCUUUCCCUCCUGGUCUCCCCAGGAUAGUCUCUGUGCAAGGAGGGGUCUUUGCCACACUGUAUAUCUGUUCUGUAGUGUGAAAGAGGAGAGGGGUAGGCUGAUGGAUGAGGGGACAAUUGCCAGAUGAGCAUCUUCCCAAUGUCUUUUCCCCCUGUUCUAACUCGGUGAGAAACUAGCAAUAUAGAAUUGCACUGGGACUUUGUAAUAGUAAAAUCAUCUUAAGUUUAGAUAUCUUUUUACAAUACUGUAUGAUUAUGUACAGGUCUGAAACUACUAACACUUUAGGAAAUGCAAAUGGAAUUUUUAAGAACUUUAUAAAUGAAAUCUGUUUAUAAAGUAUUAUGACGAUUGUGAUAACCAACUUCUACUGUAGAUAAAAUUGAUGUUAGUAAGAAAAACCUAAUCCUGACUAUAGCAUAAAUCAUGCUUCUAACCCUGUGGGUAUGAAAUAAUUUCUAGAACUGUUUAUAUCAUCAUUAAUCAUGUAAAUAAUAAGGUAUUAGACCUCUAUAACACAGGCUUAAAUUAAAGAGUGACCCUUAAGCUUAAUGCUAUUGACCUGAUCAUGUGUUUAAAUAAUUGUGAAUUUUGAAAUUAAUUGACUCUUCAGCUACAGCCACAAAUGUUUCAGACAUCCUCUUGCCAAAAUAUCAGCACUGGUAGUGUUAUCCUCUUCACAGAGGUUGUACUUGAUAAAGUGAAUGCAAAGUCUUUGUGUAUUGUAUAGAGUAAUGAGAAAGCUGUGUGUGAUGUAAGGGGUCACUUAAUCAGUCUUGUUACAUCUGUAGUGCAUCAUGUUCAUGAAGUGUUUCCUGAAAAUGUUGUGAGCUGCACAGCUGUCAGUUAGUCACUCUGUUCUGUACUUGUACGGUUAACUCUUACUGGAACCUGAUGGACAAAUAAUUGGAGAAAGUCUCUGUUAAUCCAUUUAGCUGAUUCUGAAAAUCCUAUUGGAAAGAUAAUGUGAAAUUCAUGCAAACCAAUUAAGCUUGUGACUAAAGAUAUUAAAGUACUGUUUUAAGUCCCAGAAUAAAAUUUUGAAUUAUUGCAUUAACACAAAAACAGAACAAACACCUCCUUUGUCUCUUAGGUGAUGCUUUCUAUAUCUGAAAUGUUUAAAACGACCUAAAGUCCCAAAGACAUCUUGGAGUUUUGUUUUCGAGAGUGGCUUUUUCCUGCUUAAGAUUGUUGCUGAUACCCUGACAGCUGUAGCCACUACAACAGUGGCUGCAUUCAUCGUUUUCUUGGACAGACCCAAUGCAGGCCAUCUAACAGGAGAUUUUAUCAGACCUGCUGGGCUGUAUCUUAUCUGUCCAUCAUGUGAUGCUUCACCUUGAAAAGGUUGGGAUUCCUAUACAAAUGAAUGGCUUGUAGCCAUACGGAGCCAUAAUCUGCAGUUAUAAGGCAAUUGUGGUAAAAGGUAUUGUGUAACGGGAAAUGUACAUAAUAUAACCCUAACAGCUUAGGUAUACUCAGCAUUUUUGUUAAAAUAAAAUGUUUUCUUUAAGAUGUUGAAAUAUACAACCAAAUUCCAGCUGUUUAGAAACUCUAAUGAUGGUACUACAGUAUAGUGAUUCCUAAUCAUUCUUUCACAGCUACUGUCACAAUGGCUUUACACAGUACUGUAGAAAUUAUUUUAGACUGUGGCAUCUUUGCUACUUCUGAUACAUCCUCUUAGGAACAGUGUAUCUACACACUAUAUAUCUUAAUAACAGUGUUUUACUGUAGAUUUUUCAUUGUGCUAUAAUAAGUUGAGAGUCGUGGUUAAAAAAAAUUCACUUGAAAUGCUUUAAAAUCAUUUCCAUACCUGAAAGUCAAAUACUCCAAAGAAAUAAGAACAAACAAAAAAACUUAUCUUUGUUCCACAUAUAUGCUCACACAGAUACUGGUAGUUGCAGUUUUUCCUUAAAGUCUACAAGAAAAGCAGAAGUUUCAAAUACUGUUAGGAUUUCAGGCUUCUGUACUGUAUAUAUGCAGCACAUCUUACUUGACAUUUAUUGAAAUGGUUUUCAUUUUGCAUGUAGAACCAAUUAAAUUGAACAAUGUUUCCUACUGAA